UUUCUCUUUGCCUUCACCAACAAGAAAAUUUUGUACUAAAAACGUUUAUUGGUGAGGCAGCAAGCUUUAUCAACAGGAAAACCAAAGCUGCAUUAGAUUUUUGAUGACAGUUUGGUGAAACAAUAAGAGAGAAAGUGAAAGGACCCUGAUGCAAAAGCUGCAGUGCAGUAAAGAAUUCAUGUUGCACGGAUCUGGACUGGCUAGACAUUCCUUGGAGAUACCUUUCUGGCGGCCUCCAUUGAAAAGAAAACCUGCAACAACUGCAGCUCUUCUCUUUUUAACUGUUCUCCUCGUGGCUGCCUUUACAUCUUCCUCAUGGAUUGACACUUCUAGUUUUUUUAUUGAGAAUUUAAGAAAUAAGACUAUAAUAAUAUCAGAAAAGCCAAAAAUUCCCAUACAGAAAAUUGAAAUCCCACUCGAGUGCACCAGCAGCAAAAACCAGACACAAACCUGUCCUACGAAUUACCCCAAAACAUUCCAAACAGAAGACCUUGAUCCUUCAUCCAACCCUGUUUGCCCUGAUUACUUUAGAUGGAUCCACGAAGAUUUACGUCCCUGGAAAACCUCAGGAAUCACCAGGGACAUGGUGGAAAGAGCUAACAGAACAGCAACAUUUCGCCUGGUAAUCAUUGGGGGCAAAGCGUACGUUGAAAACUACAGAAAAGCCAUUCAGACAAGAGAUGUUUUCACCAUUUGGGGCGUUCUGCAACUCCUCAGGAGGUACCCCGGAAGGCUACCGGACCUGGAAAUCAUGUUUGACACUGAAGAUAAGCCGCAGGUCAGAUCAAGUGACUACCGUGGACAGAAUGCGCCGGGCCCACCACCAUUGUUUCGGUACUGUGGAGAUAAAGAAACGCUGGAUAUAGUGUUUCCUGAUUGGUCCUUCUGGGGUUGGGCAGAGAUAAAUAUAAAACCAUGGCACAGCAUAUUGAAAGAUAUUAGAGAAGGAAAUAAUCAGACCAGCUGGAUAGACAGGGAACCAUACGCCUACUGGAAGGGAAACCCAUUCGUGGAUGACAGAAGGCAGGACCUUCUUAAGUGCAAUGUCUCUGAUCAACAAGACUGGAAUGCCCGCCUAUUUAUCCAGGAUUGGAUCCUUGAAGGCCAGCAAGGUUUUAAACAGUCGAACAUAGCACAUCAAUGCACCUAUAGGUACAAGAUCUACAUUGAAGGGUAUGCAUGGUCUGUUAGCGAGAAAUAUAUUCUGGCCUGUGAUUCUGUUACACUGAUUGUACAGCCUAAGUACUAUGAUUUUUUCAUGAGAAGCAUGCAGCCUGUGGAGCAUUACUGGCCUAUAAGGGACGAUGACAAGUGCAGGUCCCUUAAGUUUGCUGUGGAUUGGGGCAAUCAUCACAAAAAGAAGGCACAGGAAAUCGGAAAAGCGGCCGGUAGCUUCAUGGAAGAGCAGCUAAAAAUGGACUACAUUUAUGAUUAUAUGUAUCAUCUGUUAAACGAGUAUGCUAAGUUGUUAAAAUUUGAAGCAAGAAUACCUGAAGGAGCCGUGGAGUUGUGCUCAGAGGUCAUGGCCUGUCAUGCAGAAGGAAUUGAAGGGCGAAAGAAGAAGUUCAUGAUGGAAUCCUUGGUGAAAGGACCUUCGGUUUCAAGUGCAUGCACCCUGCCUCCUCCUUAUGAACCUCAAGCUCUUGCAGCAUUUGUGAGGAGAAAAAUCAAUUCAAUAAUGCAAGUGAAGAAGUGGGAGAAAGGUUAUUGGGACAGCCUCAACAAGCAAUAGUGGAGUGGAUGCCUAAUCCUUUUGUUUUAUAUAAUCUAAGACAAAGUCUAUUUAGGUUUAUGCCCAAUUUUAAUAAAUACAUGGGUCAAAUAGAGAGUACAUACAAUUUUUUUUUUUUUUGGUAAUUGGCACAUCCAAUAAACCAUUAGUGAUUUGUAAGGGAAAAAAAACAAGAAAAAGCUUUGUAUUAUCAGAACAAUGCUAAAGUGAAGAAAAAUGAAGCAGGGUCAGGUGAACUUGUUGGGACUGGGUCGACUGAAGUUUGAAGCUGAGAGGGAGACCUAUCAGACUAUAAGGGUGGUCUACUCUAGGGCAGGAAAGCGGUCCACUUGCAAAGUCGAUAUAACCAACCAUUACAGAAAGUUAUUGGGCAAAAGGUGGCAGGUGGCUAGAAGGACAAAAACAGAGGACCACAAGUCCACAACCGUGACACGAGAAAGCUCCAAUUCCAAGUCACAACUAUUUACUCUCUUUGAACAACUUUUGAACCCAACUUCAAUGGUUUUCAGCUUUAGAUAUUGAAUUUAAUUUUGAAAUUCCCA
Theobroma umbraticum is the source of this 2274-nucleotide messenger RNA. RefSeq lists its product as uncharacterized. Lineage: Eukaryota; Viridiplantae; Streptophyta; Magnoliopsida; Malvales; Malvaceae. The record is from RefSeq and is a predicted model, not a curated record.